Hibiscus syriacus is the source of this 704-nucleotide messenger RNA. RefSeq lists its product as uncharacterized. Bases 25 to 423 code for a protein of 132 amino acids. The record is from RefSeq and is a predicted model, not a curated record. The transcript has 2 exons. Lineage: Eukaryota; Viridiplantae; Streptophyta; Magnoliopsida; Malvales; Malvaceae.
GUCUACACUCAUACUUUGAGUCACAUGCCUUCUCAACAGUACAGAGAUUCGACUGGGUUUUUUUGUCCAUCUCCAUAUGUCAACAUCUUUGAUUAUCAUUUACAUGGUUUCUACCCAAUGCCAACAUCUUCACAACAUUAUGAAAAUUCAAUUUCUUCUCUUGCAGGUGUAACCAGCCCUCAUGUUUCUGCUGAUCUUGGAAGUCUUGGCUUUAUUCCUGCACCUUUUGCUCCUACAUCUGCUGUUGGUGUUUCAUUUGUGUCUCCUUCUUCUCAAUGGUCUGUCUCGAAUGAUGGAGCUUGGUAUCCCAAUACUGGGGCUACUCACCAUGUUAUUCAUACUCAAUCCAAUCUUCAAGCUGGGACACCCUCUGCAGGACAAUCAGACUCGGAAAGUGUUGCUCGAAAGGAGGCUCACUCAUGAAGGGUUAUAUAAGCUGCUACCUCCAACAACAGACGAGUGUUUACAAUCUUCCAAAUCACAUGCUGCAGCGUUUCAUGUUUCUAAAUCGUCAAACGAUUUUGAAUUGUGGCAUAAUCGUCUUGGACAUCCUCUAAUGAAGUGCUUAAGACUGUUCUUAGUUCGUGCAAUGUAUGUACUAGUGAAAAUGAGAUGCAACAUGUAUGUGCAGCCUGUUUACAAGGGAAAGCUCAUAACCUCCCUUUUUCUAAGUCUGUUACUGAAUAUAAAAAUCCUUUUGAUCU